Molecule: messenger RNA, 2345 nt
Organism: Amoebophrya sp. A25
Lineage: Eukaryota; Dinophyceae; Syndiniales; Amoebophryaceae
Source: the annotation of a GenBank genome assembly
AGCUGUCAUGUCUCACGAGCGGAGAUGAGCUUCAAUCAAAGUCAACAUGAUCAUGAAGAUCUGCGAGGCGACUCUUUUGUCCUAAUAGCAUCCGUGAAAAAUUUCUCUACACGGUGUGCCUCGGUGUAUUCAUAUUGCAGCUCCGGAAAGACUUAUUAACCUUAAGACUGCACGAUCUUUUUCUAAUCGGUUCCCCUGCGACCCUAUCUCCGAUGGAGCGGUUUGCGUAGUAGAGCCCUGGUCAACAUCGUCAUUCAGUGUCAGUUUCAGUCUACUUCUGACAUUAACUACUAUCAUUCAAAGGAAUUUUUUUCCAAUACAAAGAGGACCAAGUAGAGUAGAUUGUGAUUGACAUCAUGACUCAUCAAUUCCUGCUCCUGGGCAACCAUUUUCAAUGUUCGUACACAAAAUUUUUGACAUACCUCUGGAUUGGGUUUACUACUACUACUAGUACUCCUACAUGAUUUUGGUCUUCUUCGGUCUCAAAUCAUUAAUGGUGAAUCCCACGGUUCCAAGGAACAAGAAAGUUGUAGAUACACAUUGUACAACACAUUCACAACCACAACAAGAAGAAGAAUGACCACAGCAAGAACUGCUAGUACUUCGUGGCACAGCUCUCGGCUGUACCAUGAGAUGGUACGCAGACCUGUCGGUCGCAUGCAUUUGAGCCAGGCUUUGCAACGAGAAUUGAUUCAAGAUGCAGGCAACCGCUUAGCGAAUGAUCCAAAACAACAACCGAUGACACUGGUGGAAUGGAUGAAAGGUUCUUACUUGAAAUCCGAAUAGGUAGUUAACAAUGCCCAGAAACACAGAUCGUGCCUUCAACUUGCUGCAGUACGCGGUAGCUCUUGUUCUACUCUUUUUUGAGCAUCGACCUGAAGUGUUUUGCUUUUCCGGUGUUUGCAUGCAUGGAUGUAGUUUUUCUCUAAGUAACUGAAACGAACAAUCCCCGCCUCAAGCAGGUAUCGGCCUUUCCAACGAAGGCAACUUACUCGCCAAAGCUGUAGAGCAGUAUGACAAUCGCCUAGACUAUUUCGUCAAUGACGAUUUUGACGCGCCUGACGGCGAUGGUUGGAGGAGCUUAGGACUCGAACUAGAAGACGAGAUACCUCCCGCUUUGCAGGACAUACAGCCUCCACCCACUCUGUCCUUAUGCAAAAUAAGAGCAGGUGGAAGUAAUAACAACGCCAGUAAAUUAAGGCAACCGCUUCUCAGUACUUAUAUAUCAUCCUUUAUGAAACGAAAAUCUGUUAUCAUUAUCAAGUUUCUUAAGUAGAAAAGUACGAUAAUGAUAAGAGAUUUUGGAUUCAUAUCCUUGGCUCGUCUUUUUCUACUUGGACUACAAAAGAUACCAAGGGUGCACUCAGAAGUACUGACGCGGUAGCUCAUCUACUAAGUAAAACAAACAGUCAAAUGGACGUGCGGUUGAGACUUGUUUUUGCGCUGCAACGAAUUAAGGAGAACGGAAUCCCAAGAGAAGCGCAGAGGAUACGACUGAAUCAGAAGUUGGCACUGCGAGAGGAGAAUGAAGAGAAAGCUUAUGAAAGGACAAUCAAAAUGGCCAUCCAUAUCGCGAAGCAAGUAUCAAUAAGUUUAGCUUUCCACUUUUCCUUUCUUCUUCUCACGACCGCCAGCUUUUUCCAUCUCUCUAGAACGACAACUAAUCCUCAGCAAAUGAUAGUCCUGGUACUGCUGAAAUAACUCACUCUCACUAGUACAAAAAACUCAAAAGAAGAUAUUUCACCCCUCUCUAUUAAGACAACCCCUCUCUAUGCUUCUUGUCUUUUCUCAGCAUUUCUAAUCCCUUCGCAAAGCUCAAGAAGCCAAAGGCCCAAGCAAUCGCCUUCGCGUCGGCACCAACUACCUUGCUGGAAAAGGGGCGAACAAUACCAUUCGUAGUAACCCGAUCCAAGAGUUUCUUGAGGGCAUUGACCAGAGGUUGGCGACGAAGUAUGUCAGGAUUUUGUCCAGAAAUUUCGAAUUUUUGGAGGAUUUGGAUGAAACCGCACUGUUUUUCUUGGAUAGAGCAGGAUGUCAGGUUUUGGCAUGGGAACGCAUGGCAUUGUUGAAAGCAAUAAGGGAGUAUAGAGCGAGGUUGUAAUGAUUCAGCUAGUGAAGAUGGUUAAAACAUGUAUGUGGAACUUUUCUUUUCGUAAUGUCAUUUUCGGCGUAGAAGUAGUUGUCGUGCCACUACCAACAUUCCCACUGUUAACAAGUACUGGUUUUUGCGUAUGUAGUCACCCACACAAGAAGUGCAUCCUAGUCAUUUUGUAGUGUGUCAUGGCAUUUUAACGAGAUGUUAAAAAGGAUCAUGCAACAAGCUGGUUCGCCAUCGAUUGAACUAU